Molecule: messenger RNA, 2936 nt
Organism: Girardinichthys multiradiatus
Lineage: Eukaryota; Metazoa; Chordata; Actinopteri; Cyprinodontiformes; Goodeidae
Gene: mylk4a
Product: myosin light chain kinase family, member 4a
Exons: 14
Coding region: 247-2514 (755 amino acids)
Biological process (GO): protein phosphorylation; intracellular signal transduction; positive regulation of apoptotic process
Cellular component (GO): nucleus; cytoplasm
Molecular function (GO): ATP binding; protein serine/threonine kinase activity
Source: RefSeq, a predicted model, not a curated record
UUCAUGAUAAUUCUUAUUGCCUGAGAUGUCUUUUAGUUUUAGAGAUCUAAAAUCUAUUUUUGUUCUAUUUGGUUAUCUGUUGAUUUGUACCUGAACAUUUUUCUAGAAUCCUUCUUCUUUUCCUUUCUUUUCUGUAGAACUGGCAGCAGUUUUAGUGCAAGUAUUUUUGCCUGUUUCAUUGACAUUACUUGAACAAUAUUUGUACCAAGUUGGUGUCUUGAGGUGACUGUUGUAUCACAAGAAGCCAUGAGUUCCUUUGUCAUAAAAGCAGUCGGAGACUCCAGCAAUGCUGGCUUCGACAUUAUCCAAAACCGCAUUGAAUCCUUGAGCGGAAAGAUGGACAAACUCAUCAACAUUCAAGAAAAGGUCCUCAGUCGACUGGACGGGAUGUCUCAAGAAAUUGAUGACAUUGAACAGGAUAUGGAGCAAAUCAAGGUAGAUAAGGAGGAGAUCCAUCUGACCCCGAAGGUGAUGAACCAGACCCAGGUGAUGGGGAGGGAGGUGCAGGAGAUCUGCCAGGAGAUGAGCACCAUCAUGUCGGUAGUGAACCAGCGGUCUGAGCAGCAGGCUCAGAAGCUGGAGGGCAUGGAGAAACUGGUCCUUAGCAUGCAGCAGGUGAUCAGCUUCAUCGGCGAGACAGUAAAAUGCUCAAAGGUGAUGGAGAUGAUGUUCAAAGGUCCAGCAACUCGGAAGGCCUCCAGGCACAAAGACAGUAAAGGGAAGCAAGCAACUAAAAGGAAAGCAUCCACAGAAACAGUAACAAAGAAGCCAGACAAGGUGAAAGAUCUCAAAGGCAAAGAUGGGGCAGACAAGCCACGUUUGAGCCAGAAGGGCCUGAAAGCUCAAAAGAAGAUGAAGCCUCCAGAUGCAGCAGAUAAUAUCUCACCAAAGAAGCAGGCUUUGCUUCUUGAAGAAGUGCAGAAACUAAACAGAGAGAAUGCAGAAAAGUCGGGUCAUCUGUUCCCACCGCUGGAUCUGGAGGCUGGGGUGGCACUUAAAGACGAGCAACCAGAGGCCCCCACUUGCAACCUGGUGGACUAUGUGCAUGAAGAGUUCCUAGCUGCUGUGGCUGAGAAACUCGAUGUUAUAGAUGUUACUGUGAAGCAGAUACAGGAUGAAGAGCUUGAGGAAAAAGCUGCAUUAACAGAGAACGCCAUUGACAAUGCAGGGCAAAAGGAAGCAGUAGAAGAAGUAAAGCCUGCAGUUCCCAAGGAUCUACAGAAAGAAGAUAUUUCUGCUGCUGAAGGAGGAAUAGAAGUCCCAGAGGGGCCAGCUUCCUAUGAAGAUAAAAAAGAAGAGAUUGCUCCCAGUGACGACCAUAAAGAGGAGGAACUGUCUGAAAUGACUGAGCAGGACCAGAUGACGGUGUCACAAGAGGACAAUGAGGAGGAAGGAGAACAGCAGAAAGAGGAUGAAGAGGAAGAGCAAAGGUCACAGUAUGGAGAUUUGGCUAUCUUCAAGGCAGAUGGAGUUGAAAUCCAGAUAAACAUUAAAGAAAAGCUGGAGAAGCAAAGACAGGAAAAUGCUGAUGGAAAUAGGAUUGAUGAUGAUGAUCAAGCUGAGCGCUUCUUAAUUGACACCACUCCUCCUCCUGCAGCUCCUUUUAAUCAUCGCAUUGUGUCUGCCAAGCCAAACCAGAUCAGAAACUUUUACACGAUCAACUGGCAAGAGGUCCUGGGGGGGGGACGUUUCGGUCAGGUGCACAAAUGUGUUGAGAACUCUUCAGGUCUCACUUUGGCAGCAAAGGUCAUUAAAGCACGAAGCCAGAAAGAGAAGGACGUGGUGAAGAAUGAGAUCCAGGUCAUGAAUAAUCUGGACCAUGCCAACCUGAUCCAGCUCUAUGCAGCUUAUGAGUCAAGGAAUGACCUCAUCCUUGUACUUGAAUAUGUUGGUGGAGGGGAGCUAUUUGACAGGAUUAUUGAUGAAAACUACACUUUAAUGGAGCUGGAUGCUGUGGUGUUCAUCAGACAGAUCUGUGAGGGCCUUCAGUAUAUGCACAAAAUGUCCAUACUGCACCUGGACUUAAAGCCAGAAAACAUUUUAUGUGUGAGCAGAGUGACCAAUAAGAUUAAGAUAAUUGAUUUCGGCCUCGCAAGGAUAUAUAAACCACGGGAGAAGUUAAAGGUGAAUUUUGGAACUCCAGAGUUUCUGGCCCCUGAGGUCAUCAACUAUGAUUUUGUGUCGUUCAACACAGACAUGUGGAGCCUCGGUGUCAUCACUUACAUGCUCCUGAGCGGUCUGUGUCCCUUCCUUGGCGAUGACGACAACCAGACUCUGAACAACAUUUUGGCUUGUCAGUGGAACUUUGAGGAACAAGAGUUUGCAGAUAUGUCUGAGGAAGCCAAAGACUUUAUCACUAGACUCCUUAUUAUAAAUAAAACCUGGAGGAUGGGGGCCUGUGAGGCAUUAAGGCAUCCUUGGCUGUCAGACCCUGUUCUUCAUCAUCGCCUUUAUACAAAGAAAACUAUGUGCAGAUCACGGCGGUCAUCAUGUGUACCAAGGAUUGAUAUUUAAGACCCAGAGGAGAUGGCUCCUGCUGUGACAACUUGGACCAACCCUCUUUGUCAAUGAAAAUCUCCCAGACUCCUCGAAAUCCAAUUUAAGCUCUUGAGACGUGGGCUGAUAUUCUGGUUACUCCACAAAUGUUCUCCUGACAUGUGAUCCCCAUGUUUUAAGAAUGUGAAUAAUACUCUCGCCUAUUUUAGUUUAUUCAAAUUUGCUAUCAGUUGUUUUUUAAAUACAUAUUUUUGGAAACUCUCCAUUCGUUCACUUCAUAGUUCACAAUUUUCAUUUACUUCUGAAACGUUAUGUUCUGAAUCUUCUGUACAGUGGUACUUUCUUAGUUUUACUAUUUUCUGUCUCUGAGUAUUUAGUAUUUAAAAAGACGAUGCUAUGAGUAUCUGACAAAUCAUUAUGCAUUAUAUACUUGAUGCUGA